Dalotia coriaria is the source of this 5748-nucleotide messenger RNA. RefSeq lists its product as uncharacterized. Lineage: Eukaryota; Metazoa; Arthropoda; Insecta; Coleoptera; Staphylinidae. The record is from RefSeq and is a predicted model, not a curated record. Gene Ontology annotation, molecular function: protein binding. The transcript is spliced from 13 exons. Bases 127 to 5175 code for a protein of 1682 amino acids.
AUUUCAGUAAGGUGUGAUUAUUUAAGGAAUUGAAAGGUGACAAUUACAUUGCAACAUCAAAUGGGAAUGAAGGAAAUUAAAUAUUUGUUCUACUCAAACAUCCAUCACUGAUACGCCUGUGCGAAGAUGAGUACUAACAAAAUGGCACUAAUCAAGGCCAUUAGAGAUCGUUCUCUGAUUUAUCAACAUAAUUUAAACGAUGAACAAGUGGGUGUAGUGUGUGGGUUAAUUGAGGCUAUUGGUAAUGAAGACAAGAAGAAGAUUUUAGAAAUAUUAGAACCAUGGUCGGACGAAUUGAAAGAUGAAUAUCUGUCGAUAAGUUGCAAAUAUUUAUUGGACCAAAAUAUUCCAAUUUCUUAUAACAUCAGUGAGUUUGUUGGCAUUUCUUUGCUUACAUUGCGGUUUUAUUCUCCUGAUGUUGGGAAGCAACUGCAAACAUGUGACAAUGAAACAAACAUAUUGGAAUACAUGAUGAAACAUAUGGACGCAAUUUUGAUCUGGAAAGGUCCAACGGAUAAAAUAUUAUUAUAUCAUAUCAAACAAGUAGUAUUAAUGGCUAAUGAAGUAAAAUACUUGUUUCGUUCUGAAACUGAAAAGCUGCCAUGGAUCAAACUAAUAUUUUAUUGCGUACAAUAUAUUAAAUGUUGUAACAGAACUAAUGAUCCCUGCAUAUUAUCAAUAUUUAUGUCUAAUGAUAAAUUGAUUAAAUAUAUUAAGUUGUGGAAAAUCGGCUUAGAGAAUAUGAAUUCUACAAAAAUCAUGCAAGAUCAGAAAAUACAAUAUAUGUUGAAGAAUUUUGAACACACUUAUGAUGACAUAAGAGAUUACUACAGUGUGAAAAGAAUGAGAAAGUACUGCUCAGUGCGACAAAGUUUUUUGAGUAAUUUAAGAAUGUUGCAAGUAUUUGGUGAAUGUUUAAAAAAUAAAAGCCAAACUCCAAAUGUUUCAUUACGCUUAAAAGAACGUUUGAAGUCACAAUUGGGAACAGUUUACGACAACUUGACUAAGCUCAGAGACACUAUAUCUCACUUAACAGGAAUACCAGAAUGUACUCAGGAUGUCAUAAAUGAGGUUUCCGAAUUGAUGGAUAAAUUUCUACUUCCAUUAAUUAACCAAGUAGUGUUACAUUGGAAAAAAUUAUAUUUUGUUUCUAAUUCUGUUUCUGAACACCUAAUUAAGACAAUAAACCAAGAAAUUAAAGAUGCUCCAAAAUUGCCAUAUAAUGACUGCUUAAAACAAUUAGAAGAUGCUCUCAAUAAUAAUAAAGAGCAAAAGGAAAUUGAAAUGCUACUUAUGAUCAUAUUGAAUAAUUUAAAAAAACAACGCAGAUUGAAUGCAAAUUGGAAAUGGUUCAUGGAAAUAUAUCCGACAUUAACUGGCCUACAACUCAGAAACCAUCUUGCACAUGGAGAUCCAAUUGUGGAAUUAAUGGAUGUGAAUGAAGAGAUGGCAGUCAGACACACAGCAAAAAUGCUGAUUAAGGAAUUGUACGAUGAGAGCAAAGAAAAGAUCGAGAAGGUUACAAAAAGACCCGCAAUUGAAAUGAUGCAGGAUAUCGAUAAUCAACAAAUAACACGUUUUGAAGAACAAGAGAAAUUGUUUCAAAUUAUUAUUGAAGGUGAUUUAGAAAAAUUUAAAGACUACUUACAAAAUAUUAGUUCCGAAUGGAUUAACUGGCAGAGUUUGAAUCAGAAGAAUGCAUUGCAAUAUGCUGCAGUAAACAAAAACGAUAAUUUAGAGCUAUUUCAAUUUGUUCUAGAAAAAAGUCCAAGCUAUAUGGAACAAAUAAAAACAGAUAGUAGCUUACUAUUUCAAGCUUCAAACAAUUUCAAAAUAGCAAAGCGCAUUGCCGAGUUGCAUAUUUGUGCAUUGCUCGAGAACGACAGAACAUACUUGCAACCAAAUGAUAAUAAUGAUAUAUUGGAAUUAUGCAAGAAAUUAAUCAAAACUGAGAAAAUUAACAGCUUUUGGAAUGUUUGUUAUUAUCAAAUAAGUUGUGAUGAUGUAGACAAUCUAAAACUUAUGUUAGAUGAAAUUUAUUACUGGAAAUUUCUCAUAAGUUAUGAAAGGAAGAAUUCUUCAUGGUUUCAAAUAGCUUACAAUUAUAAUGCUACAGAAGUGAUGAAGUAUCUUAUCAACAUUGGGUAUACAAUAAAUAAUUCUACUAUCACCAAUGAAGAAAUAGUUAAAUAUUGUGAUAUUGAAAAACAGAAAGAAUUGAGGAAGAUUAUUAAAAGUGGACAAGUAUUCAAAGAAAAAGAAUGUAUAAAAAAAUCAACAGAUAUGUUAGAGCAAAGUCAUAAUGAUGACUUUAAUGUCAUGAAUUGCUUGCAUUUUGCUAUCAAAAGUGGGAAUCCAGAAAUGGUUAAGCAAGUGUAUCAAUCCCUCCCAAUUUUGUUAUUUUCAGUGGAUAAUGAAGGCAAUUCACCUUUAGGUGUCGCCAUCAAGCAGAAUUGUGUUCAGGAAUUUAAUAUUUUAAUGGAACUGGUAGUCAAUAAUACAUUAAAACUCCCACAAUUGUUUAAGACGUGGGCCAUUGGAAUUAUUGAUUUGCAGAAAUCAAAUAUUGUUCAGAACAACAAUGUCGUAAUUGAAAAUGUAUUAACAAGCACAAUAAAUGCAAUGGAUAUGAAUCCCAAAGAAAAGACGGUUCAAUACUGGGCAAUUAAAUUGGCUAAAAGCAUGUUAGGAUACUACAAUUCAAAUGAGCACUUAAUUAACAGAUGGAAACAAAUAGCAAUUAAUACACUAUUCCAUUUUCCUGAUGAAUCGCUCAUUGUCAAAGAGUGCAUUGAUAUUGUUGUAGAGAUAUUCGACCAUAAGUUGAGUGCACAACCGGAAUAUAAUAUCGCAAAACAAUUAGAUUCUAUCUUAGAUCGAUGCGCCAGAUAUUCUCAUCCAUCGGUUAUUCUAGAGAAACUCUAUAUUGCAUUACAAAAUAAAAUUGAGUAUGGACACUGGAGUAAGAUAAUAGCACAUCAUGCUAAAUAUGUAAUUGAGACAUUUAGGGAUAAUCCUCAUAUUCAACUAUAUGCAUUGAAGUUAAUUCACGGCCUAACUGAAAAAAAGGAAAGAGUGGAUGUGAGUGUUGAAACAUAUCGUGUUGCAAUGCAGAGGGUAAUACCAAAAUACUACAAUGAUAUUGACGCCAUGAAGUAUUGCGUUGAAUUAUUUGUUGAUUCUAUUCUUGCGAAUAACAAAUAUGUAUCCGCAGAUUCUAUAAUAUCAAUUAUAGACAACGAAUUACAAACAUUGGGUAUUGAUGACAAUUCGAAAAAAAAGUUCAAGCAAAUGAUAGAAAAAGAAAGAUACUAUUUAUUACAUUUAAUACAUAAAACUAAUUUCAAUACAGUUGACGCACAUCUUAAAUGUAUUGAUUAUAACUGGACUCAAUGUCGAGAUAAACAUAAAGCACUAGAACGUGCAGCACAAAAUAUAAAUGAUGAUGUGGAAUUGUUUAAAUUAAUACUAAGUGAAUAUCUGCAUUACCUUACGGAAAUAUCAAUAAACAAAUAUAUUAAUAUUCUAUUACUUGCUGAAGGGAAUGGAAACACACAAAUUGUAAUACAUAUUCUGCAUACAAUGAUCAGCAAAAGUAUUGCAGAAAUGAAUCACGAUCUUAAUGACUACCACUUUAAAUCAGUAUUAUUAUAUGAAUGGUAUUAUGCCGUAUUUUGUGAUGAUGUAGAUUUUUGUCGCACAUUUGUAGAAUUAAACUAUACUGAGACACUUGAGGAUGCUGAAUGGAAAUUAGAUUAUCGGAUAAAGUUUGGUAAUAUAGCAUGCAUUCAUGGAGCAACAAGAGUGGUAGAAUAUCUUAUCAGCAUUGGAUAUGAUUUUAACCAUUACCUUUAUAAUUCCAUAACUCCAUUAGAUUUUUCAAUUAAGUAUGGACAUAAUGAAAUAACACAAAUGCUAAUUCAGAAUGGAGCAACUGUUGAGGAUCUGCAAGAACUUGAUGACAAAAAUCAAGCACUGCUUAAAUCGUAUAAUACUGAGAAACAUGAAGAAUUAUGGAGGAUUAUAGAAAGUGGAGAAGUUGACAAAUUUAAUGAAUAUAUAGAAAAUACGCCAGAAUUGUUUGGGCCAUGUCGCUUUACAGAUGGCAUGAAUUGCUUACAUUUUGCUGUCUUAAGUGAAAAUCCCGAAAUGGUUAAGCAAGUGUAUCAACGUCUCCCUCAUUUAUUAAUGACCACUAAUAAAAAAUUCGAGACACCAUUGGAUAUUAUUGUAUCGGGAAAUCUCAUUUCCGUACUUGAUAUGAUAAUAGAUUUGGUUCUAAAUGAUCGCAAGCCAGAAAUAUUUGAAUAUUUUGUUUCUACAUUAUAUAAAUCAUCUUAUACUGAAACUAUAAUAUAUGCGAUAACAUGCGGAAAAUAUAACAAGUUAUUAAAACUGAUUGAGAAAUACCCUCAGAGGAUGAUAGUGAAUUAUUGGGCAAUUAUGUUAAUUAAUGACAUGUCAAUAAUCAGUUUAACUGAAGAUCAAUUAACGACCUGCGUUACAUUAGCCGAAAACGCAUUCACUGCCUUUAUGAAUGAGCCAAGAAUAUGCCAAGAAUGGAUUUUAUUUGCAAUGCGCAUUUUUCUGCUUAAAUCUGAAAUACACGUCGACCGAUAUAAGCGCAAUACUAUUUACAAAUAUGUUUUGAAUUAUAUUGCAAAAUAUCCUAAUAUUUUGAAUUUUAUUAAUAAUGAACUUGAAACAUAUGAAACACUUUUGAAGAAAACAGAAAGCUGGAAAUGUGAAAUUCUGCAAGAGUUGGCCAAAUAUGCAAUUGAUACAUAUCCGGAAGAUAGUGAUGUUCUUGAAUUUGCGUUCAUCUUACUACAUGAGUGUCGUAGAAAUGAAAUGGAAUUAAGCAUAACUUUUGAUCUGCAAUCAUUUAUCAAAACAGUAUUAGAAACAAACAUCCCAUUUAGGAGCCGAGAAACUAAAAUCAAACGCUGUGGUGCAUUAGUUUGGCAUUACUAUACCAAGAGACAAACUACUUCUGAGAAUAUGGAAGAAACGAUAGAAUCUGAAGUAGGUAACUGGGAUAUUCAUGAAGGUAACAUGACGAACCUACUUGCUGCUAUUGCAGAGCAUAUGCCAAAUGUUAAAUGCCUACAUUAUUUCCACAAAUGCACUGCAAGAGGCAUAUGCAAGAGAGAUGCCUCAAUCCAACAGAGCUAGUUCUCUUCAUUUUACCAGUUUUGUUGUUCAUAAAUCGUGAUUGCCUUUUGAAUGUUUUCAUUAAGCACACAAGUUGACAUACGCUACUAUGCUUGCAGAAUUUUAAUGAUAAUGGUUUUCAUGUGAUCAAUUUCGAGUGCAAACAGUUUUAACCACUUUUACGAUAGUAUAUUUAAUUAUUGACUUGUGCGGCGUAUCGUUUAGACAAUUUAUACAUGGAACCAAUUAUAUACUAUAUUGUCUCUUUGUUCUAUUAAUCUUAAAACUCAAUUUGAUUUGGUUGCUUUGGUUAUUUUUAUAAUUUUUUAAAUCUUUAUAAAAUUAAUUUGAGUUCAUAUAAUUUUCUAUAAUAUUGUUUUAACAACCUUCAGUAUGUCAAUUACAAAUAUCUAUCUUAAUCACCAAGAUAAGAAGUUUCUUCAGGGGUAUUUUCAGUAACAACGUGUUCAGAAUGUUCGGUGUUUUUAUCAGUUGCUUUUAAAUCUGUAAACGUUGAUGGUGGCUCACCUUCAUCAUCACUACCUAUUUAAAAAGUAAAGUUAUGAAAUGUAAUAAUAAAUAAUAUAGAUACUA